Molecule: messenger RNA, 1599 nt
Organism: Colletotrichum karsti
Lineage: Eukaryota; Fungi; Ascomycota; Sordariomycetes; Glomerellales; Glomerellaceae
Product: defects in morphology protein 1
Exons: 2
Coding region: 1-1599 (532 amino acids)
Biological process (GO): interstrand cross-link repair
Cellular component (GO): nucleus; mitochondrion
Molecular function (GO): single-stranded DNA 5'-3' DNA exonuclease activity
Source: RefSeq, a predicted model, not a curated record
AUGGCUGCGUUCGCUCUUGACUCUGACGACGAUUAUGGCUACGAUCUUUCUUUGGAGGACGAAACCUUGCUAAGCCAGCUCAUCACCGACGACCCCAAUCCCGCUUCCACGCACCCCGCCGCCAGCACUGUUGCCUCCGACCUGGGCAUCGACACUGUGGCCGAGGAAGAAUUUCGCCUGAACGAUGUUCCCUCUGAUGCAGUCUCUUUCGAGACGUCUGCUCCGGCAAAGGCGCCCCUGCGGUCAACUCGGAGCCGCCACAGGGCUGCUUUCGGCACCGAUGGGAGGAAGCCCUCUUCGUCAAAUGGCGACCGCGUCGUCAACUACCCGGAUCUGAGCAAGGCAAUGUCUAAAGGCGACUCCGGCACCCGCUCGUCACCCUCGAAAGCGAAAGUAGCUCCCCCGCCCGAACCCUCCGAUGAUACUCUUUCGCCGCUCGUACGGUUCCGUUCUUUUCCAAAAAAGCCACUUUCUGUCACCGAUCUGACUGCUGGCGCGUGGUGCGAGCUGCAAUACUUCUACACCCUGACGAGAUUGCCCUUUGGCCGGAAGACGCGGACGGCGGCGAUGAAGCAGGGGACGAAGGUGCAUCAAGACCUCGAGGAUGAAGUACACACGACAGUCCGAGUCGAGAUCGCGAGCAAGGAAGACGGAUUUGGUCUGCGGAUGUGGAACCUGAUCCAAGGCCUGCGAACCCUGCGCGAUACGGGCAUGACCCGCGAGCUGGAGGUCUGGGGUUUCGUGGACGGCAACCUGGUCAACGGUGUCAUCGACGGCCUGAGCUAUGAGAACCCCGACCCCGAAUUUGAGCUGCAGCUGAGCCAAGAGUCAGGGGACCAGAGCCAGGCCAGUAUCACGGACUACUUCCCUUCAGACAAACAGAAGGUCCCGCAGAUCUACCUGACGGACGUCAAGACGCGAGGGACUAUGAAGGCGCCGAAUAGCCCGGUGAUGCUACGGCCUGCGAAGGUCCAACUCUUCCUUUACCAGCGGUUUCUGUCAGAAAUGGCGGCGGACAAGCUGGACUACUUGCGCAUUUUCCGGCGGUAUAACAUCAAUCCCGACGAGCUCUUCUCAGACUCCUUCAUUGCUCAGAUUGGCAGCUUGCAUGACGAGCUUUUCUUCGAUGUGAACUCGUCCCCAGAUGGAGAGUACGUUCCGCCUUCAUCGAGUACGGAGACAGAUACGACAACAUCAAAUCAACCGCAAGUCUCAGCACCAGAUUUCAUCAAAUACAGAACCCUUCGCGAACUCCUUCCUCUACUUGCUUCCGAGCUGAAACAGACCUUCCCACACGGGGCGGACUCCAUCGGCAGACUCCUCGCAGUCGAAUAUAGAUACCGUGGAGACGGCUCCCUCAUCGACAGCCAGGUAUUCCCUAUGGACGACCGCGCUCUGAACCUGUAUUUGGGUAGCACUAUGGAGUGGUGGCGCGCCGACCGAGAGCCGCGGGGCGUACAAAUCGAGGAGACGUACAAGUGCCGCAUGUGCGAGUUUGCGGGUGAUUGCACGUGGCGGUCAGCCAUGGACGAGGAGAGGUUGCAGGCCUCGAAACAGCGGCUGGCUAGUCGCAGGAAGCGAGAUGCUGCGAGUGGGUGA